GUGGAGUACCUAAACGAUACUCCAAUCAAGUAUAAUAGCCAAGGAAAUAAAACGUUAGUAAAAGUUGAAUUGCACGCGUGGGUUUGUAUUCCAAAUCGACAGCAUAUCUCAAUAUUGGAUAAAUUAACAACCUUAUUCAAGAACCGCGCCCUAAGUUUAUGGUGUCAAGUCGUAAAGUCUCGAGUCUUUAUUAUAAUACCAGUCCUCUUAGGACUUAGUGUAGAUCAA
Messenger RNA from Racocetra persica, 228 nucleotides. The record is from the annotation of a GenBank genome assembly. NCBI's taxonomy places the organism in Eukaryota, Fungi, Glomeromycota, Glomeromycetes, Diversisporales, Gigasporaceae.